This is a messenger RNA of Salvia splendens (bonfire salvia), 2773 nucleotides long. Its product is annotated as L10-interacting MYB domain-containing protein. The coding region runs from base 1554 to 2552 and encodes 332 amino acids. NCBI's taxonomy places the organism in Eukaryota, Viridiplantae, Streptophyta, Magnoliopsida, Lamiales, Lamiaceae. The transcript is spliced from 3 exons. The record is from RefSeq and is a predicted model, not a curated record.
CCUCCAUAUCUUCUAUGCUUGUUGAAUUUCCAUAUUUUGUUACUGAUCUUGUCUAUUUUCAGCGAAAUGUCGUUUAUUUUUUAAUUGAAAGUGAUUUUUCAAGUUUAGGUAUUUGGUUUGGGAAUCUAUGAUUUAGGGUUUAUGGUUGCAGCACAAAUUUUGAUUUCGUUCGCUUUCUGAUUACCAGCAUUGAUAAUUUUUUAACUUUUCAUGGAGAUUGAGUAGCAGUUGUAUGUGGUGAGGCUUCUCAGUUGUGUGUGAUUGAAAUACUUGUUUGGGUUUUUGAUGAAACGAAGUGAUCAUGUUAGUACACUCUUGUUCAAAGAAUCCAGGAAUGAUGUAUCCGGCGUUGUUGUGUAUGGAAGUAGCAGCUGAGUUGAUCAGUUAUUGUUUUCCCUUCCUCAUAUAGACUUAGGGCACUUAGUUGAAAUAUUUGGUAUGAUAAUAACUAUGGUGGCUUAACUACUAGGCAGCCCUCCUCUUACUGUUAUUUUGUAUUCAUCUAUGCAAGUGCUAGAAUUCAUAUCAAACUGGUCAACUGGUGGCCAGAGUGAUUUUAUUUUUCAUGUUUGUUUAAUUCUAAGAUGAACUUUAUAAGGAGCAGUUUGGUAAUAGCUUAUUUUAUCAGUCCAUUAGAGUAUUUUGAAAGUUGAAACUGUUUGAGAAGCUAAAAUUAGAGAUUUGGCAUGUUAGGAGAAAAGAUAACUCAUAACGUUUCCCUUCAUUUAUACUACUAGUAAACAAUGAUUUAUUUGUAAAAGUUGAAUUAUGAACUCUUUGUUCUGUUGGGCUGAUUAUUCGCUCCCGUCUGAAUUAGUUGAUUGUCUAGUUUGUUUCUCUAUUUAAUAACUCUUCCUACUGGAACUUGGCAUGUAGUUAUGAUGCUUUUAGUACAUGGUUUGCUGUGAAUGAUUUAAUCAUUUAAUUGAAUCAGUGAUUUCUACUAAGCAAUAAAAGGAAAUAUUAUAACUACAAGGUUCACUUUUACAAUGGCAUCCACUCUAAAACACAUGUACAAAGUUUUUACCUUGAUGUAGAAUAUUGAGAAAACUAGUUCCAAGUCAGUUAGGUCUCGUUUUACUGGCAAUAAACAGAAAUAAUAUUUGAACAAUUUUAUGAUUUAGUUAUGGAAAUAGGAAACAUUACAAGUAACUAAAGUUAAGUAACUAAGAAAGAAUGUCUGUGAAGUGUGAAUACAAACUUCCAAACAUUUUUCUUUGUCUGACUAGCAGAACCUGCUAUUUCAGCUUUGAGAUUAUUAAAAAGGCUGAAGAAACCAAGAGCAAGAUAAACUUCCUGAUUAAAACUGAUGGGCUAAAAAAGCUAUGCCCUUUCUGUCUGAUACCUUAUCCAGUUGCAUCCCUGAACUUAAUUUGAGCUUUUCACGACAUAGGGCAUUUGACAUAAUUGCUUGAAUUUACUCGCUAAGCAUAAUCUGUUUCUUCUAAGAAUGAUUUGUCUUCAUUGCAUUUAAAAAAUUACUGGUGGAUGAAGAAACCCGGUCUAGGGUUACCCGGUCUAAGGUUUUUAUUCUACUUAAUUCGGACAGUGUGAUGUGGGACACACUUGCAGAAGAGCAGAGCCAACAUUUCAAUCGCAUAUGCAAAAUUUGGGGUGAGGAUCUGACCAAGAUGGAUGGUGAAUCUAAUGGGCAACAACCCAAGCAAGAACGAUUGAGGAUGAGAUGGACACCUGCACUUGAUAAAGUUUUCGCAGAUAUUGUAGUGGAACAGAUUCGACAGGGAAACAGACCAAAUAAUAUUUUCGACAAGAAAACAUGGAGUCAGAUCCGCGAGGAAUUUAAUAAGCAGACUGGUCUCAGUUUUAAUAACAAUCAGUUAAGAAAGCAUCUUGACGUUCUGCGUACACGUUAUCACAAUUUGCAAUCCACUUUUACACAGAAUGAUGCAAUAAUGCCAGAUCCAUGCUACAUGGGUUUUGAUCGAUGGGAAGAUAUUGGGGCACAAGCAAAGAUGGAACCAGCAAAGACGAAGGAAUAUUCCAUUUAUGAGCAGCUAUGCACAAUAUUUGCAGAUUCAGGUGUGGAUGGAAAAUACGCCCAAUCAAGCCACUACGGAAAAUUGAACAUGUCAGAUGGGAUUGAUCAGUUUGGUUCAGAAGAUGCAAACCAAAGUCCUAAAACACCAUCCACGUCGAAAUCUAUGCUAGGAAAUGGACCUUCACCCCAGAACAUUAACAAGAGCGUGGCUGAGAAAAAGAGAAAGCGUAUAUCUGAAGUUGGAUCUAUCUCAGAUCAAAGUGAAUGGAAUCAUGAGCUAAGUGAUACUAUGGUGGAAGCCUUCUUGGAUAUGAUGCAGUCCUCUAGGAUUCGAACAGCCACAAAGCCUCAAAAUGAUGAAAGAUUCUCAAUCACAAACUGCAUAAAAGCAUUGGACAAGAUUGAAGGCAUUGAUGACAAUCUUUACUAUGCUGCCUUAGAUCUGUUUGAGAAUCCUAAUGUCAGGGAGGUGUUCCUAUCUCUGCAGAAUGACUACCUUCGACUAACAUGGUUGCAGGAAAAAUGUGGUGGUUUUGCUCCGUUUACCUAUUGAGUUCUGGUUCCCGACGCCUCUUUUUGACCGUGGGUGCAGUGUCUCUUUUGCUUGUAAAGUACACAAAUCUUUUGAUCGAUUAGAGCAGUGUAUAGGAAAUAGGAUGAUACUUUAUAGGAGGUUACAUAAAUUUGGUAGUAAUUUUAGUUUGCAGAUAAAAUCUCUCUGAAAAAGGCAUUUCUUAGCAUGCUCAGGUGUAUUAUAUAGCCUUUUGUUUAUUA